Molecule: messenger RNA, 1707 nt
Organism: Bipolaris maydis ATCC 48331
Lineage: Eukaryota; Fungi; Ascomycota; Dothideomycetes; Pleosporales; Pleosporaceae
Biological process (GO): regulation of transcription by RNA polymerase II
Cellular component (GO): nucleus
Molecular function (GO): RNA polymerase II cis-regulatory region sequence-specific DNA binding; DNA-binding transcription factor activity, RNA polymerase II-specific
Source: RefSeq, a predicted model, not a curated record
AUGCUCGACACCAGCCACUAUUACGCAGACGACGACGCAGUUUUGCACUCCCCUGGCCUGACGGCAGUCAUUGUCAAGACGACUCCAUCACCAACACCGCCACCCAUUGGCACUUUAAUGUUUGACCCCCCAACCCUUCACCAGACCCACGACGACUCUACUUCUCCAGACCAAAAAGCCCGUCACCCACACCGGCCCCGACCACGCCCUACCCAGGGUGAUAUGGUCCUGCUCCGGGAGAUGAAUCCGAACAGGCCGGACAUUGCCCUGCAAGCAAGCGAACAGGCCUUAAACUUUGAUACCGACUCUGGCAGCGACAUGGACGCCGAAUCACCAGCCGUGGCCAUGGGCCCGUCCGGCUCGAGCCGUGUCAACUCUACGUCAGCCCACUUUCAGUCGCUGGCCCUGCAGCACACUGUACAAGAAGCCCGUGGUCCGAAGCUCGAUCCCAAGCAUCGAGAUUCGGUACUCGAGGACGAUUUCAACCUCCGACCUCUGCACCUGCUAGCAGACCGACGCCCAUCUCAGACAUCGUCUGCGCUUGCCGCACCAAAUGGAAUGCGUCAUGACACCAAUGGUAUGCACCGCUCUCUGUCUGGCAACUCUGCAGCCUCGACCACGUCACUGCAACCGCCAAAUCAGCAAAUUGGCGCACUGACAAACGGCGCCUCGCUGGAAAUCAACGCGGCGACAUCACCAGGCCUCCGACAGUUGACCAUUCCACAAGCAAGAGGCCUAUCCACCGACACCCUCCCAGCCUUACAAGCCCCGUCUCCCGCACGCGAUGGAUCGGCUACUUCGCCUGUCCAGCAAUUGCCUUCGUUCAGGCACAUGGACGACAUUGCACGCUCGGCAUCGAGCGAUCACGAGGCCAACAGAGCCAAUGGCUUCGCCCAACGACAGUCUGUGUCUUCGAGUGGGCAGUCGCCAACUUCGAGAGUGCGCCAAUUGUCCAUUGGUUCGCACUCGCCGGCAACGCCUUUUACCUCGCUGAGCGCUGCAUCACUAAGCGCCUCUUCGCCAAUGAGCGCCAACGACUCGCUCCAACGUGGUGACUUGUUUUUGAGGACAGCAGGUGGCAGUGUUUUUGGCGACGCGAGAAGACCAUCACAUGCUGCGUCAGACUGUGCCCCCUACAACGCAUUGCAGUCUGCAUCGAGCGAGAGUUAUCAAAGCUCAGACGGCUUGAGUCCUGCUUCACAACCAACACCCAUGGAACAACGCCCCCGCCACAUGAGCCUGGACGGUGCACUUGCAUCACGAGUGUUGCCCCCUCCAGUGGGCUCUGGCUUGCCACAAAGCAUCCCCUCACAUGCCACUGGGUCCUUCAAGUGCGACUACCCAGGUUGCAACGCCGCUCCUUUCCAGACACAAUAUCUUUUGAACUCACAUACAAACGUACAUUCGUCAAAUCGACCUCAUUACUGCCCUGUCAAAAACUGCCCCAGGGGCGAAGGAGGCAAGGGCUUCAAAAGGAAGAACGAGAUGAUACGCCACGGCCUUGUGCACCAGUCGCCAGGCUACGUAUGCCCCUUCUGUCCAGACCGCGAACACAAGUAUCCCAGGCCAGACAAUCUACAAAGGCACGUGCGCGUACAUCAUACCGACAAGGAUAAAGACGAUCCUCAACUCCGCGAUGUCCUAGCCCAGCGCCCUGAAGGCGGUAGUCGUGGGCGCAGGAGACGUGUGAGCGACUCAGGUCAUUAG